Messenger RNA from Mizuhopecten yessoensis (Yesso scallop), 1317 nucleotides. Its product is annotated as mucin-5AC-like. Bases 1 to 1317 code for a protein of 438 amino acids. The record is from RefSeq and is a predicted model, not a curated record. The transcript is spliced from 2 exons. NCBI's taxonomy places the organism in Eukaryota, Metazoa, Mollusca, Bivalvia, Pectinida, Pectinidae.
AUGGCUCAGGCAAGCUCAUUCGGACAAGUUGAACAAAUGGAAUAUGAGAGGUCGGACGGCGAGAAGAUCAGAAAACUGGCAGCAGCAGCAGCCACAACAACAGCUAUAACAGUAGCUACCACAACAACAGCUACAACAGUAGCUACCACAGCAGCAGCUACAACAGUAGCUACCACAACAACAGCUACAACAGCAGCAGCUACAACAGUAGCUACCACAACAAUAGCUACAACAGUAGCUACCACAGCAGCUUCCACAACAACAGAUACAACAGUAGCUACCACAACAACAGCUACAACAGUAGCUACCACAGCAGCAGCUACAACAGUAGCUACCACAACAAUAGCUACAACGGUAGCUACCACACCAGCAGCUACAACAGUAGCUACCACAACAACUGCUACAACAGGAGCUACCACAACAACAGCUACAACAGUAGCUACGACAACAAUAGCUACAACAGUAGCUACCACAGCAGCUUCCAAAACAACAGAUACAACAGUAGCUACCACAACAACAGCUAAAACAGUAGCUACCACAACAGCAGCUACAACAGCAGCUACCACAACAACAGCUACAACAACAACAGCUACAACAGUAGCUACCACAGCAGCAGCUAGAAGAGUAGCUACCACAACAACAGCUACAACAGAAGCUACCACAACAACAGCUACAACAACAGCUACAACGACAACAGCUACAACAGCAGCAGCUACAACAGAAGCUACCACAACAAUAGCUACAACAGUAGCUACCACAGCAGCAGCUACAACAGUAGCUACCACAGCAGCAGCCACAACAGUAGCUACCACAACAACAGCUACAUCAGUAGCUACCACGACAACAGCUACAACAACAGCUACAACAACAACAGCUACAACAGUACCUACCACAACAACAGCUACAACAACAACAGCUACAACAGUACCUACCACAACAACAGCUACAACAGUACCUACCACAACAACAGCUACAACAGUACCUACCACAACAACAGCUACAUCAGUAGCUACCACGACAACAGCUACAACAACAGCUACAACAACAACAGCUACAACAGUAGCUACCACAGCAGCAGCUACACCAGUAGCUACCACAACAACAGCUACAACAGAAGCUACCACAACAACAGCUACAACAACAGCUACAACAACAACAGCUACAACAGUACCUACCACAACAACAGCUACAACAGUACCUACCACAACAACAGCUACAUCAGUAGCUACCACAACAACAGCUACAACAACAGCUACAACAACAACAGCUACAACAGCAGCAGCUACAACAGUAGCUACCACAGCAGCAGCAAUUUGA